UAAUUUCAUUAUAUCUCUGUUAUUUUCAACUGGGGUGCUAGUUUGAGCAAUUGGGUGAUCAUCAAAACCUUCAAUUUCCGUUAAAAAAAUGGUUAUUUGAGACUCAUCAGUGCGCAUGCCAUGGAUCUGGAAGGUGGAACUCGUCGACAGUUUGCCAAGAAAGAAUCAUGGAAAACGGUUCUGACUCUGGCAUAUCAGAGUCUUGGAGUUGUGUACGGAGAUUUGAGCAUUUCACCGUUGUACGUGUUCAGAAGCACGUUUGCUGAAGAUAUUGCGCACUCGGAGAGCAACGAAGAGAUAUAUGGGGUUUUGUCUUUGGUGUUUUGGACAAUAACUUUGGUUCCUUUGGUGAAAUAUGUGUUCAUAGUGCUGAAAGCUGAUGAUAAUGGUGAAGGAGGCACGUUUGCUUUGUACUCUUUGUUGUGUCGCCAUGCCAGAGUUAGUUCUCUACCCAAUUGUCAAGUGGCAGAUGAGGAACUCAUUGAGUACAAGAAGGAUUUCUAUGGUGUGGCCCCAGACAGGAGCUUUGCUUCUAGACUCAAGUCCACGCUUGAGAAGCACAAGGUUCUGCAAAGGGUUUUGUUGGUUCUGGCUUUGAUUGGGACUUGCAUGGUCAUUGGUGAUGGAAUCCUCACACCGGCUAUUUCUGUUUUCUCUGCUGUGUCUGGAUUGGAGCUUUCAAUGUCCAAGGAGAAUCACGCAUAUGUAGAGGUUCCAGCUGCAUGCAUCAUACUGAUAGGCUUGUUUGUCCUUCAACAUUAUGGCACGCACAGAGUUGGCUUCCUGUUUGCUCCUAUAAUUAUCACAUGGCUUUUCUGUAUCAGUGCCAUUGGAAUAUAUAAUAUAUUUCACUGGAAUCCUCAUGUAUACAAAGCACUCUCUCCAUAUUAUGUUUACCAACUUUUAAGGAAAACUCAGAAAGGAGGUUGGAUGGCCCUUGGUGGAAUUUUGCUGUGCAUAACAGGAUCAGAAGCCAUGUUUGCUGAUCUUGGGCACUUUACUCAAUUAUCAAUCAAGAUUGCUUUUACUUCUGUGGUUUAUCCAUCUUUAAUUCUUGCGUAUAUGGGGCAAGCUGCUUAUCUAUCUAGACAUCAUGUAAUUGAGCACGACUAUCACUUUGGAUUUUACGUAUCUGUACCAGAAAAAUUGAGAUGGCCUGUUCUGGUGAUAGCCAUACUUGCUGCAGUUGUGGGAAGCCAAGCCAUCAUCACUGGAACGUUCUCAAUUAUCAAGCAAUGCUCUGCAUUAAGUUGCUUCCCAAGAGUCAAAGUAGUUCACACAUCAUCUAAAAUUCACGGGCAAAUAUACAUCCCUGAGAUCAAUUGGCUAUUGAUGCUCUUGUGUUUGGCAGUAACUAUUUGUUUCAGAGACACAAAGCGCCUUGGUAAUGCCUCAGGUUUGGCAGUUAUCACAGUGAUGCUGGUCACCACCUGUUUGAUGUCACUUGUUAUUGUACUAUGCUGGCACCAGAAUGUCCUCCUUGCACUUGGCUUUGUUUUCUUAUUUGGAUCCAUUGAGGCUCUCUUCUUCUCAGCUUCUCUUAUCAAGUUCCUACAAGGAGCAUGGGUGCCUAUUGCAUUUGCACUUGUUUUUCUGACUGUCAUGUAUGUUUGGCACUAUGGCACCCUCAAAAAGUAUGAAUUUGAUGUUCAAAACAAGGUUUCCAUCAACUGGCUACUUGGCUUAGGUCCCAGCAUAGGCAUCGUUCGGGUGCGUGGGGUUGGCCUUGUACACACUGAGCUAGUAUCUGGAAUUCCUGUAAUAUUUUCUCACUUUGUAACCAACCUCCCAGCCUUCCAUCAGGUCCUAGUUUUUCUCUGUAUCAAACAUGUGCCGGUUCCACACGUUAGACCUGAGGAACGGUUUCUAGUUGGUCGUGUUGGUCCGAAAGACGUCAGGCUCUACAGGUGCAUAGUGCGAUAUGGAUACCGUGAUGUCCACAAAGAUGACAUUGAGUUUGAGAAUGAUCUUCUAUGCAGCAUAGCGGAGUUCAUACGCACAGAAAGUGCUGGAUUGAACUCUUCAAAUGAUGAGGAUGAAAAGGAUGAUAGAAUGGCAGUUGUAGGAACAUGUUCUACACAUUCUAUUUUGAUGAGUGAGGAUAAUGCUGAUAAUGUAGACUCAGAAGGGACAUCAGAACUAAGAGAGAUAAAGUCACCAAUUGUGAUCCAACAGAAGAAAAGGGUAAGGUUUUUGGUCCCAGAAAGUCCAAAGAUUGACACAGGUGCAAUGGAAGAGUUGGAGGAUGUGAUGGAAGCCAGGGAGGCAGGAGUAGCAUACAUUAUAGGACAAACAUACAUGAGAGCCAAACCAGGUUCUAGCAUGCUGAAGAAAAUAGUUAUUAAUUGUGUUUAUGAAUUCCUAAGAAGAAAUAGUAGGGCACCCUCCUUUGUCAUUGGGGUACCUCAUGCAUCAUCUCUAGAAGUUGGGAUGAUGUACCAUGUUUAAAGUUUUGGUUUCACAAAAGGGUAGAGCUAUCAUCAUCAUGUACAUGUCAUAUUACAUAUAGAUAGUCAAAGGCCUCAACCCAUCAAGUGCUGAUGGAAAAAUAGUAUACAAGUUUUGGUUUUUUUUGCCACC
This is a messenger RNA of Abrus precatorius (Indian licorice), 2580 nucleotides long. Its product is annotated as potassium transporter 6. The transcript is spliced from 8 exons. The record is from RefSeq and is a predicted model, not a curated record. NCBI's taxonomy places the organism in Eukaryota, Viridiplantae, Streptophyta, Magnoliopsida, Fabales, Fabaceae. Gene Ontology annotation, cellular component: membrane. The coding region runs from base 121 to 2448 and encodes 775 amino acids. Gene Ontology annotation, molecular function: potassium ion transmembrane transporter activity. Gene Ontology annotation, biological process: potassium ion transmembrane transport.